CGUUUAGUAAGAAGUCACAACACGGACAUCUUUCUUUCUUCUUCAGGGGUUCCUUUUCUCCCUUGAAGCAAACGUCAUUUUCAGUCCGUUUACUGACUGUCCAACGCCGCGCAUGGUGGCGUCGGUUCUAAAUUGUAACAUCCCACCUUCCCCCGUAAAAUUACCCAUGCUGUAUAACUGAACCUCUGGAGUGUGAACCGUAAACUGCACGCAUCGCAUACUCCCAGAAUCAAAGUUGUCGGCAGUUGUGCGUCCGCCACUGGCGGUGAAAUUUCACUAUUAGCAGGUUUUUCAUACGUUGUCGACUCAUCAGCUCCUUCGGUAAAUACUCUGAGUAAGGCGGUCUUUUACCCAUGGUGUGACGAAAUCAGCGGUGCUCGAGACCCGAAGAAACUCCAUGGUGCAUGCUCUUUGUCCUUAAGGUGCCCCUGCUGAACUGAGUCGACCCACAAAAGAAGAACGUACCACUUACCGCUCGGAGUAGGAUGAUUCAUUUGAUCCUACAGGCAACGGGAUGAAGAGAACUAGAUUGUUUAUGUAGUGGAGGACUAACCUUAUCGCGCGGUGGUCAACAUGGUUAGUUUUCCGUUGUGGGCCACGUUAUCUAGUGGCCUACGGUUCUCCUUUCGUGGUGUAUCGGUCAUGGGUAGGGCGCAUGGCAAUUGUCCUCGCGUGAUCCUGCCACCUAUAUUAUCAAGUUACGAGUCGGCUCUCAGUAACGUACAGCCCGAUGUUUCCGAGCACUGGAAAAAACAAAGAAGGAUGAGCAUUUCUUUGCUCUCUCAGAGACUGCAGGAAAAUCCUGUUUCACCCGCUCCGUCAUGUCCUGUCGGGUCUAGCCGUAGAGGCAUUGAGUUUCCCUUGUGCGGGGCGAAAGAGAUGCACCUGGGCGCCCUUCUGACUCCCGCUCAAGUGUCGAGCAAUACAUGUGCCAGUCGAAGUUUCUCGACUGAGCCUAUUUCCCAUAUGCAAGAGAAGCCGGCUACCCUGCGACUACGGGGUCUUCCUUACCGGACUACAGCAGAAGAUAUUGCAAACUUCUUUGAAGGAUACAGCCUUGCUGGACCGCCAGACGAAGCAAUCCAGCUCCACCGACGCAUGGACGGCCGACCCACGGGGUGGGCCUCGGUGUACUUUGAGUCAGAACAAGAAGCUAGACGGGCGAAGCAAGACAAACACAGAUCGUACCUCCAUGGACGGUAUAUUGAGAUUUUCAUCAACUUUGAAACAGGCGAACUGGAGUGGAUACAUCAGCCCCAAUUGAGCGAGAACGUCAACCGGAAGCACCACGGCAAAGAUAAUCGGUGACGGUCGUCUAACAAAGAUGCAGCGAAGAACGGCAAUCGUAGUGCGGAUGCAUCGAACGGUUACGUGGAGUCAAACUGCAACCAGACCUGUAAUGCUUUCCCGCCUUCUUUGUCUUCUACCGGUUGCCGGGGCAUGCUUGCUGCUUCGUCUCUUGUCGUUUAGCACCUAACUGUCAGUGUCUGAGGGUUUUUCUAUACACGCGAAGCAAGCAAGAAUUCGUAUGUUUGGUUUGCCAUGUCACAGCGAGAGGAAACUGCAAAGGCGGCGGUAGCGCUUUCUGUGACUUGGAAAAAACUAGUAACACCCUUUCUCCUGAACACUGUCCAAGAGUGCCAGGACUAGGGAACUCUCAUUUUGAAGUUUAGAGGACACACGCCCUUAGGGUACAUUGUGAGAAUCUGUGCGGAUGAGUAACUUCGCAGAUCGUAGGGGUAGGACCAAAACACAUCGAGAAGCGUUUAAGAGAGUCGGGGUCUUCGAACACUUCAUGAAGAAUGAAUUAAGCACGUCACCCCACCUGUUUGGUCCUAGAGAGACAGCAGCGUGGCCUGCAGACGUCAGCUGCCGCAGUGCGCAUUAUAUUGUUGGCUAUUUGACUGCCAGCAGUCUAAAUGUAGACUCUCCCUUCUGGGACCCCGCCGCCGGUUUUUUUCUCUUGCCUUCGCGCGUCACCCAAACUCGGUUGAGACUUUGGCUCUGUUUCCUCUCUUUGUCCAAACAUACGCCCCUUUUGUUGAUAUUGGCACCCUCCUCUCUUUGAGCAAGCGCGGCUGUUAUUUUCACCCCAUUUGAGAGCAUCUGCAGGCGAGACAACACUCUUCUCGCGGUGGAAUACUGCGUUACUUCUUUCUUGUUCGUAAGUGUUCCAAUCAAAAAGCGCAUGUGUGUCCGAUUACCAGUGAAGACGCGGCCAUCUAUUAUCUUAUCCGGAAUUUCAUGUGUCAAACGUGACCUCUUCUGCUGUAUCCAUGACCUCUAUGCACCUGCAUCUAAUAUUUCGCCUG
Toxoplasma gondii ME49 is the source of this 2312-nucleotide messenger RNA. RefSeq names its product RNA recognition motif-containing protein. NCBI's taxonomy places the organism in Eukaryota, Apicomplexa, Conoidasida, Eucoccidiorida, Sarcocystidae. The transcript is spliced from 3 exons. Bases 574 to 1308 code for a protein of 244 amino acids. Gene Ontology annotation, cellular component: ribonucleoprotein complex. Gene Ontology annotation, molecular function: RNA binding. The record is from RefSeq and is a predicted model, not a curated record.